AUCACCCAUCAUAGCGCCCGCCCAGUGGGUCCCACGUUAGUGCAGCGGGGGACGGUCCCCACGGGCUUCCCGUGUUUCGCAACAUCAAACCACAAUCCAGCGGCUGUGAUUCCCACAUCACGCCAUCCUCCCCCACCCCCUCGCGGACUCCCGGCUCGGGUUAGGGUUAGGGUUAGGGUUAGGGUCUCGUCGCUGUCAACGGCCGCAUCGCCGGCAGCCGUGCCCCUCUCCCCUGAUCGCGAGGAUGUCUGAUGCGAACCCACCGGAGAGCCACAUGUACGAUCACGACGGCGCAGCCGGCGACGGGGUCGCCGGCGACGGUGGCCUUGAGGGCGGGUCCGGGAUAGAGAAGAUGGAUGCCGCUGCAGCGCAGGCAUCGGAUCAAGACCACCUCGCCGACGCCGUCGACGCGGCCAUGCCGCUCAUCAACGCCACCUCGAACCAGCUCACGCUCUUGUUCCAGGGCGAGGUGUAUGUCUUCGACUCGGUAACGCCCGAAAAGGUGCAAGCUGUGUUGUUACUAUUAGGAGGGUGCGAGGUACCAACUGGUAUAGCGGGGAUGGCGUUACCCUGUCACCAGGAUGACAGGGGUUAUGAUGAUAUACUACGACGAACAAAUAUUCCUGCGAAAAGGAUUGCUUCACUGAUUAGGUUCCGUGAAAAGCGCAAGGAAAGAAAUUUUGAUAAGAAAAUCCGUUAUAAUGUCCGCAAGGAGGUUGCUCUCAGAAUGCAGCGUCGGAAAGGGCAAUUUGCUGGGAAGGCAAAUCCCCAGGAAGGGGUGUCUGCCUCAUCAAGUGUAAAUCCUGCUCGGAACUCAACCCAAGAUGAGCCUCCUCGAGAAUCAAAAUGUCAGAAUUGUGGCAUUAGUGAAAAGAUGACGCCGGCAAUGCGUCGUGGGCCAGCUGGUCCAAGGUCUCUUUGCAAUGCUUGUGGACUAAUGUGGGCAAACAAGGGUACGUUGAGGAGCCCUUCUAAGGUGAAAAUGAGUACUCAGAGCCCUACCAAUCCAAUUGAACAUGGUGAAGCCAUCGAUUCAGAAUUGAGGGGCGACAACAAAGCUCUUGUUCAUACAUCAAACAAUCAUGACUUAGUUGUAACUACUGCUGAGAUAGUGGCGGAGGGUAUACCAGCAGGUGGGAGGCAAGAGAUGGAGGAAGACUGCAAGACCGAAUUGUAAGAAGUAUAAAAAUGUAUUUCUACAUUAAUAGAAGAUUUGGGCUUUUCUGGCUUAAUUUAUAGGGAUUGCUUGAUCGAACGAGUGACGGUAUAGGAAACUGCAGCACUCAUGUGAGAGCAUGCUGAUAUCACUGUGCGUGUGAGAUGUACAUCGUGUUACCAGUAUUUUCUGUACUGGAACCUUGCUGAUCUGACAGAAAAUGACCUGCAUUAUCUGCAACCUUUGUUUCUCUUCCCCUUCUUUCGAUACCCUGAGAAUGUUAAUAAUCGCGUUGAAGC
Elaeis guineensis (African oil palm) is the source of this 1455-nucleotide messenger RNA. RefSeq names its product GATA transcription factor 18. Gene Ontology annotation, molecular function: protein binding; zinc ion binding; sequence-specific DNA binding. Gene Ontology annotation, biological process: regulation of DNA-templated transcription. The record is from RefSeq and is a predicted model, not a curated record. Lineage: Eukaryota; Viridiplantae; Streptophyta; Magnoliopsida; Arecales; Arecaceae.